This is a messenger RNA of Sinocyclocheilus grahami, 4542 nucleotides long. Its product is annotated as ubiquitin carboxyl-terminal hydrolase 8-like. Gene Ontology annotation, biological process: protein deubiquitination. Gene Ontology annotation, molecular function: cysteine-type deubiquitinase activity. The record is from RefSeq and is a predicted model, not a curated record. Lineage: Eukaryota; Metazoa; Chordata; Actinopteri; Cypriniformes; Cyprinidae. Bases 746 to 3859 code for a protein of 1037 amino acids. The transcript is spliced from 19 exons.
CCCUUAUGUCUGGUUUUGUGCUCCAGGGUCACAUAUAUUUCUGUAACUAGUCGCAGCCCAAAACGGAGAACCACUGUAACAACGCCAUCCUGGAAACCAGCUUCUAGAAUAAAAAACACUUCAUUUCACACAACUACGCUGAUCAGUCUGAAACCUGCAGCUCUUCAUGUGUCGAUGUAAUCAGCUCUGAUGCUUUCUAUUGUUGGGGUUUUUAAAGCGGCGAACAAACGCGAUAUCCAACGCUAUAAUAAAUGUUUAUAUGAGAAGCAGCGCUUCAUCUCAGGCCUAAAACAACAUCUUCUUCUUCUUCUUCUUCUUCUUCGCUGAUGUGAAGCUGCGGCGUAAAAAGCAAUAAACAGGAAAUCGCUCGUGUUCCGGAGGAAGAGGAAAUAUUAAUCCCCACAAACUCAUCAACUUCCACAUCCGGCGGACGCGAUCGCGCUGCAUGUAGUGUUUCUUACCGUGAGAACAGAACCGGAACCGAACCGAACCCGGUAGAAACGAAACAAUAAUACAGCCGCGGGCACACACACACACACACACACACAGAACACCUCCACCCUCUGCUGCAGCAGCCCCGGAGCUGUGGCUGCUUCAUAUUGCGAAUCAUUUUUGUGCUAUGUAUAUUGUAUCGUGAUUUCGUUAAACUCUUGUAAAGCGGAGUGUCUGCGGCGCACAUGCGCACUGACUCUAGCGCGCAGGAGACGCAACAUUGUAUCUUCUCAUUUCCGGAGUAUGAGCUGAAAUGCCGUCGGUGUCCGCUGGAGUGAAGGAUCUGUAUCUGUCCUCAUCACUGAGCGACCUGAACAAGAAAGCAGACAUCAAACCAGAUAAAACCAGCACCAGACACUAUGUCCAGAGCGCGUGCAAGAUCUUCAAGGCGGCGGAGGAGUGUCGUCUGGACCGCGAUGAGGAGAAAGCGUAUGUGCUGUACAUGAAGUACCUGUCGGUCUACGACCUCAUCAAGAAGAGACCGGACUUCAAGCAGCAGCAGGAUUUCUUCCUGUCUAUGCUCGGACCAACCAGCUUUAAAAAGGCCAUCGAGGAGGCAGAGAAACUUUCAGAGAGUUUGAAGCACCGGUAUGAGGAAGCAGAAGUGCGGAAACAGCUGGAAGAGAAAGAGAGAAAGGAGGAAAAGAGUCGACGAGAAGAAAGAAUUGAAAAAGAUGGCCGAGCUUCACCAGAGAAGAAGGACAAUAAGAAGGUGCAGGACUGGAAAUCACAUCCCUUUGUGUGGCUUCAUCACUUGAUUUGGGUGACGGUGAACCAGAUCCAGCUGAAGCUCCCGGCAGAGUCUCUGGAGGACUGGAAGCGCCGUGGCUUUGUGGAUUACGUGGUUCUGCUGGACUGGUUCAGCUGCGUCUCUGAUCUCAAACUGGGCACCACUCUACAGAGUCUGAAGGAUGCUCUCUAUAAGGAAUGCUCUCGUGUGCUGCUAAUGCUCAGGGUGACGGUGAACCAGAUCCAGCUGAAGCUCCCGGCAGAGUCUCUGGAGGACUGGAAGCGUCGCGGCUUCGUGGAUUACGUGGUUCUGCUGGACUGGUUCAGCUGCGUCUCUGAUCUCAAACUGGGCACCACUCUACAGAGUCUGAAGGAUGCUCUCUAUAAGUGGGACAGCAGCACGAUCCUGCGCAGUGAGCCUCUGGUGCUGGAUGGAGGAUAUGAUAACUGGCUGCUCUUUUACCCAAUGUACAGCAGCAACGCUAAAGUCAAACCCCCCCGACAGCAGACGGCCAGCAGCCUGCCCCAGCUGAACUUCUCGUACCCGUCGCUGGAGGAGCCCGAAGCCGUGAGUGUGUGUGAGGAGCCUGCAGACGCGCAGCUGAACGGCAGAACCGUGGAUCCGGAGCCGGCUGUAAACACCCCCGCGCCGCUCACACAGCCCACAAUAACAGACGCCGCCGCCUCGCCCCGACACACUCCACAGGUCGACCGUUCCAAAAAACCAGCCGUCAAACCGGCAGCGAGCACAAAGCUCAGCGAGGAGCCCUCGGUAAGCGAUGGCCCCGCGGCACACAACGGCCCCGUGGUGCCCGACCGCUCUGGCAAACCCCCGCUGGACCCUUCUAGAGCUCUGAGCGAAGAGGAGCGCAGGGAGAUCCACGCAGAGACCCUCAGUCUGAUGGAGAAAGCCCGCAAAGAGCAGGAGCAGCGCAAACGAGCCCUGGAGGAGAAAGAGACGGCCGAGAGACAUCAGCGAGAACAGAGCGAGAGGAAGAAGGAGGAGGAGGAGGAGGAGGAGAGGAAGAAGCUGGAGAGACCGACGGCCGAAGAGGAGGAUCAGGGAAACGCCAGAGAUGAGAAGAACAGGAGAGCACAGAAGGACGUGCCGCUGGACGCUGCCAUGAAGAGCAUGUCUCUGGAUUCACCUGCAACCUUCAGCACUAGGGAGUCUCUGACGCGAGCACACAGUGAGGAGAUGGGCCGAACCGUCCCUGGGCUGCCAGACGGCUGGAUGAAGUUUCUGGACACGGUGACGGGCACCUACAGAUAUUACCACUCUCCCACCAACCGCGUGCACCUGUACCCUCCGGAGGUCCACACGCCUCAGAUCCAGCCCAGCGCCGCUAAAGCCAAGCCACCGCAGCCCGCCGAGACGGAGAAAGAGCAGGAGAGCGAGAGAGAGGAGGAGCGGGACCGAGAGCAGUCCAAACUCAAGCGCUCAUACUCCUCUCCUGACAUCAGCCAAGAGCUGAGCGCAGAGACCAGCAGAAAACCUGCAGCCGUGCCCACCAUCAACAGAGAGAACAAGCCGCUGACCACCGCUGCUGCUUACACUAAGGUGGAGAUCGCUCGGCCGUCUGCGGCUAAGAUCCGGAACCUAAACCCGGUGUUUGGAGGUCAGGGGCCGUUGCUAACGGGCCUCCGUAACCUCGGCAACACCUGCUACAUGAACUCUAUCCUCCAGUGCCUGUGUAACACGGUCGCCAUGGCAGACUAUUUCAACAGGAACAUUUAUCAGGACGACAUUAACCGGGCCAAUAUUCUGGGUCACAAGGGCGAGGUGGCCGAGGAGUUCAGCAUCAUCAUGAAGGCACUGUGGUCAGGGCAGUACAAAAUGAUCAGCCCGCAGGAUUUUAAAGGCACCAUCUGUAAAAUCAACAACCGCUUCUCCAGCUACGAGCACCAGGACUCUCAGGAGCUGCUGCUGUUCCUCAUGGACGGCCUGCACGAGGAUCUCAAUAAGGCGGAUAAACGGCGCGGGUAUAAGGAGGAGGACAUCGAUCAUCUGGACGACGUGAGCGCAGCAGAGCUGGCCUGGUCCAAACACAGGCUCCUGAACGAGUCCAUCAUCGUGGCUCUGUUCCAGGGUCAGUUUAAGUCCACGGUCCAGUGCAUGAGCUGCCAGCACAAGUCCCGCACCUUCGAGACCUUCAUGUACCUGACUCUGGAGAUGACGUCCAGCAGCAAGUGCUCGCUACAGGACUGUCUGAAGCUGUUCUCUAAAGAGGAGCGUUUGACCGACAGCAACCGCUUCUACUGCCGCCACUGUAAGACGCACCGAGACGCCAUCAAGAAGAUGCAGAUCUGGAAAGUUCCGCCCAUUUUACUCGUACACUUGAAACGGUUUAAAUACGAUGGCCGGUGGCGGGAGAAGCUGCAGACGCUGGUGGAUUUCCCGCUGGAUAAUCUGGACCUGUCACAGUACGUCAUCGGACCCAAACCCAACCUGAAGAAGUACAACCUGUACGCUGUGUCUAAUCAUUACGGUGGGCUGGAUGGCGGUCACUACACUGCUUACUGUAAGAACCCUCUCAAGCAGCGCUGGUUCAAGUUUGACGAUCACGAGGUGUCCGACAUCUCCGCCUCCUCUGUGCGCACGGCCGCCGCCUACAUCUUCUUCUACUCCUCUCUAUGAGGGACAGCGACAGGUCGUCACCAUGCUGGUGGAGCUAAAGCCCUUUGCGUGAGGACUGAUGGACACUUCUGCUGAGGGAACGCCCCUCCCUCUCUCUCUCUCUCUGUGUCUCUCUCUCUCUCGCUCUCUCAGCGGGCGGUUCAGUGGCGUCUGUAUUCCUGUAGCAGGAGUCUGAACACAGGGGCCUCUGCCUGCUCUGGACUUGAUGUCAUUUAGACAGACCGUGAGAUUAGUCGUCCAUAUAAGCGCACUAUAAUCCAAACCGCUGAUUAGACAUGCACCUGCUGCUUAGGGAGAUGCGUUUCAUUUAUUUAUACAGUGAUCAAAUAUAACCAAAUAUAACUCUGAAUGAGAAAAUCCAACUGUUGGUUAACAAGAAAUCACUCAAACCCACUCGUCCUUGUUCACACGUAGUAAAGCGCAGCUUGGGCCCUGCUCUGUAGGCUAGUGUUCAGGGAUCCGCUAAUCACAGCAGUGCAAUAACCCUCUUGACCGAUGGUCAGCAUUAGCAGUAGGUCUGAUGCCAUCAUCAUAUCACACAGCUGUCUCUCUGAACUAAUACACUGUGGCAUGAGCUUCUAACUGAUUCUCUCUUCUGGUUUCUUAUAAUAUUAAGUGCAUUCUUUAAAUCCAUGCAUUAGCCUAUAAGCCUUAUACAUGCACAAAUAAACAGACGUAACACA